Molecule: messenger RNA, 2249 nt
Organism: Cimex lectularius (bed bug)
Lineage: Eukaryota; Metazoa; Arthropoda; Insecta; Hemiptera; Cimicidae
Exons: 25
Coding region: 153-2198 (681 amino acids)
Source: RefSeq, a predicted model, not a curated record
CGUUUCAAGUUUGGCCGACGGCCUCAGAUACAACUGACAGCGCUUUCAGGUUCAAACAGUUUUCCGUUAGGAGUUUCAGGCUCAGUUGGACUUAUAAUCGGAGUACGCCGAAUAACCGAUUCACUGUUGAAUUUGAACGUUUAAAACUUAUAAUGUAUACCUUGGAGGACUUGACCAGCCUGAAAUACGGCCAGUUGAUUGAAAUUGCCAAAAAAUAUAACGUGUACAAGCCGAGGAGCAAGAAGGUCUACCUGGUCAGUAAGAUAUUCGAAGCUCAAGACGUGAAUAACGAAAGUAAAGAGAAUGACAGUUUUUGCAAAAAUUUGCCAAGUCCAGAGCUCAACGAUGAUAGUCGAAGGGAGACUUUUACAAUCGAUUCUCCAGCCUGCGAAAUGAUUCUGCUGACAGAAAGAAAAUUAAGAAAGAAAAGGCAUCCAAAGAAAACACCUAUGCCAAUACUGAAUGAAAUUACAGAUGAAAUUGUUGGAAAAAAUGUGCCUUUGAGUCCAGAAGUUGGAGGUGACAGUAGACGAGAAACUUACACAAUUGAAUCUAAAGGCUGUAAAAAAAGUCCAGCGGUAGAUAGAAUAGUUAAAAAGAAACAACAGUCUAAGAAAAAGCCAGUAUUAAAGGAAAUCAUAGAAGAUAAUGGAACAUCUUGCAAAAACGAGCUAAGUCAGGAACUUGAGAGUGAUAAUAGAAGAGAGACGUUCACAGUUGAAUCUCCAGGCUGCGCAAAAAGUCUGGUGGUAGAGAAAAAAAUCCAAAAGAAACAACAGCAAAAGAAAAAUGUUAUGCCAGUAUUGGAAGAAAUGCCUAAAGAAAACACAACACUUUGCAAAAAUGAGCCAAGUCUGGAACUUAACAAUGACAACAGAAGGGAGACUUUCAUUAUUGAAUCUUCAGCCAGUGAAACAAGCCUGACGGUUGUGAAAAAUGCAAAAACGAAACACGGGCAACCAAAGAAACAGGCCUGUGAAACAAGCCCAUCAAUUGAGAGAAAAGAAAAAAAGAAACGUAGGCGAAGAAAGAAACAGGAAUUAGGAACAAGUCCUAUUAAACAAACAAAAAAAUCACAUCCCCAGAAGAAAGACACUCUUCCAAUAUUGGACGAAAAUGAAGAAGAUAAAAACAUCAUAUCGAUAGAUUCUGGAAAAAAAUCAGAUUCACCAAAGAGGAGAGGAACAUUUACACUUGAAGUUUCAGCCUCUCCUAAAUCGUUAAAACGAGAAGGCACGUUCAAUUUUUCCCCUCAGGAAAAGGUUGAAACAAUAACUCAGCAAAAGGAUGAAAUGUUAAUAGCCAAACAGGGUGAUGAGAUAACUGUUGAUGAAGAAAAUUGCAAAACCCCAGAACAGCAUGAAACAGAAGAAUUGAAAUCACAGAGUAUUAAAAAACGAUCAUUCAGUAUUAAAGACUUUAAAUCUUUUGUACCGAAAACAGAGCCAGGGAAAGUAGGGAAGAUGAAUGUCUUUGAAAGAUUACACGCCAACAUUUCUCUAAGUGAGCGUCGAUCAAUAAGUGCUAAAACUGUUGAUAAACUCCAAACGCCAAAAUCUGAAAAGAGAGGAGCUCCACUAUCAAAAAAGCUGAUAUUUACUUCAGCGACAACCCCUUUCAAAAACCAGAAUGACAAAAAGAUUCGGUUUUCAACUCCAGUGAAGGAAAGGAAACAGCAACUGGUGGCGUUACGAGAUAAUAAAGUUAAUAAAACACCUCUAGCCAAAAGAUCAGUUUUGAACACACCAGCAAUUACCAAGAGGAUUUCCAAGGCGACCACUCCGGUCAUUAAAAGCCUGAAUACUGGCACUCCUUUCAAAGCCAGGCAGGCGCCCAAUUUUAUGGAAAUCCAUGCGAAGAAGUUUGGAAUGAUGGAAAACAUCAAAGACUUCAAAGAUAGGCAUGCCCAAAGGGGGCUUAUGCUUUUGUCCCCCCCAACUUUCAAACAGAAGUCUGAGAACUCUUUCAGUAUGAAAGCAGGCUCUAAUCUCGAAACAACGAAUGCAAAACCUGCAAGCAAAAAAUCCAUGAUUCCAGUUGCAAAGCCGAGAGCGAAUUUAUACAAAAACCUGGUGGCAAAAGUACCCCCCUCAACGAUGGAAAGGAUUCGAGAAAAAGAAACAAAACUUUUGAAGGGAGUCCGGACAAACAAGCGAUUCCAACUACAAUUAGCUUCUUCCAUUAAAAAUAAAACCUAAGAUGCAAUAAAUGUAAAAAUAUAACAAUAAAUUGUAUAUAUUAUGUGCUAA